AUGGUAAGCGCAGACAGACGAAAUACACCAGUGGAUAUUAACAUGUCUCAACCGAGAGAUAGGUCAUGGGUUGGCCACCUCUCGGUUUACGCCACUCUGAGUUGGGCAUGGAAAACAGCACUCUCUUCGGCAAACGAUGGUUCGGCAUACGUAACACAUGUCCCAACCAACGCAGCUUCUGGUGCUGGACACAUUCUUCAAUGGAAGUACCCGUUACACAACCGAAAACACGCUUUCUAA
Molecule: messenger RNA, 240 nt
Organism: Opisthorchis viverrini
Lineage: Eukaryota; Metazoa; Platyhelminthes; Trematoda; Opisthorchiida; Opisthorchiidae
Exons: 3
Coding region: 1-240 (79 amino acids)
Source: RefSeq, a predicted model, not a curated record